Molecule: messenger RNA, 4045 nt
Organism: Bursaphelenchus okinawaensis
Lineage: Eukaryota; Metazoa; Nematoda; Chromadorea; Rhabditida; Aphelenchoididae
Source: the annotation of a GenBank genome assembly
AUGCUUGUAUAUUGUAUUGUAUUUUUAUCUUUUUGUAGCAACUUUUUUUCUAGCACAAGAGGUAAGAAAUAAUUUAAAUUUACUAAUCUUAAGAGUUUAGUUUACCUAUUGAACACGUUAGAUGCUAAAACCGAGCUGAAUUGGCAAACAUACAGCUCCGGAGGAUCACAAAGAGUAAGUUUUUAUUGUUUUUGUUUGGUUUUUAGGUAUCAUUCAUGAAACUCUGGGGGAUUUUGAUUAAAUUUGAGCUUUUUAUGGUUGUGGUCAAGUGUAAUGUCGAAAACUUUCGAAAGAGGAAGUAAACUAAUACUAAUUUCGUUGAUUUUGGACUUAUAUGACAGAUCAUAUGUUUUUUUAAGUAAACUGUGCAGGUUUUGCUUGAUUCUAGGGGUGAGAAACGGGCCGUCUAGGCCCGGCCUUGAGCUAAAAUUGAAACGGGCCGGGCCCAAAGGUUAGGCCCGGCCCGCGGGCCGGGCUUGAAAAUUGGGCCCGGGCCCGAAAAAAAAAUUUUUUAAUUUUUAAAAAUUUUUUAUUUUAAUCCCCGUUGAUGUUUUUUGAUUUUAUUGGGUACCAUGAUACAUAAAUGAUCUAAAAGAACAAUGCAAAGCCAAAUUUCCGUUUAUUUUUUAAGUUUUUAAAUUUUUUAAAUUUUUUAAAACGGGCCGGGCCGGGCCUAGAAAUUUUCUGACCGGGCCGGGCCGGCCUGAGAGAAAAUUGAAAACGGGCCGGGCCUAAACGUUGGGCCCGGCCCUUUUCUCACCCCUACUUGAUUCGCGUUGUGGCGCGAUAUUGUUUUAGGUAUAGAUUACGUAAUAAAGGCAAAAGUACCGCAUAUUUAGUUCUUUUUAGGUGUUUAACGAUAAAAAUAGCAUUUAAACUACAUUUUAAAUUAUGUUUUGUUAAUUUAGUAUUAAAAUAGAACUAAUUUUUCAAUUUCAGUGGGUUGAAGAGACGUAUCGAAGCUUCGACAACCGUUCAGUCAAUCAACAAGCCUAUUCAACGUGUUCUACCGAUCAUAAUGCACGUUUUGAGAAUUGGCUUCUUUUGCCAAACGUGAAUAAAGUGAAAGAAGCUCGAUUAUUUAUUGAUUUUCGGUUUUCCAUGAAGAAGUGCUCAUCUUAUCCUCGACUAUCACCUUAUUGCAAGGAAACCUUGAACUUCUACGCGUAUGGAGUGCCGAGAGGACAAGCGAUGAGUGCUUUAGAUUGGCACAAUCAAACAGAAUGGAAGUUUGUGCAUACUAUCACGCCGAACAAUGAUUAUGGGGAAAUAUAUUACUCUUCAACGUCUUAUGACGCGGACUUCGAGUCAGUUUACUUUGCGGUUAAAGAUUCCGGAGCUUGUUCUUCUUUAUUAGCUGUUCAGGUAGGUUUUCAAAUGCCUAUAUUAAAAGAAAUAUAUCAUUUUUAGAUCUAUUAUAUUGUUUGUCCACUAUCGAUUCAUCAAAGAGUUCAACUACCUCAAGUUGUAGUAUCAAAACAAGCUAAAACAGUACAGGGAACUUGUUUAUAUUAUCCGCAUGGUGCUAAACUCAACGAACCAAGGUAUUUAUGUAGGGAAGACGGCAAUUGGCAACAGUUGAUUAAUGAAUGUGGUUGCCCGCCAGGUCGCAGUCCUUAUGGUGAACAAUGUCAAGGUAGGUUAAUAUGAAGAGUGAUGACGUUUUUAUUAAAAAAGAACUUUAUAGCUUUGAAAGUUUUUUUUAUCAUUGUGUUUUUCUAGAAUGUGCUCAAGAUUCAUAUAAUCCAUUCUACGACUCCAAUCCAUGUACAGCUUGCCCAUCAGGAUCUAUAUCAAAACAAGGCUCAACUUAUUGUAAAUGCAAACCAGGACAUGUGAGAUCAAAUCCGAAUGAUCUGGACAGUGAAUGUUACUUAUUGUCAUUGUUACGAGAGAUCAGGACCUCUCAAAUGGAUUCAGGAAGCUUUAUCAGUGAUAGUGGAAAGAUAAUCAUCGUAUUGAUAUCAUCAUUGGCUGUGUUGUUUGUACUAUGUAUGGCAAUUGUGUUGUUCUUGGUUAAUGCUAAAAUGAGGUUAAAGAGAGUGAUCAAUGAAGUUGCUAACACUGAGAGCAAGGAAUGUAAGUUUUCGUGAAUUUUGGAUUAGAAUAGGUAAUAAAAGGAUUAAAAUAGGAAGGUUUGUUUUACAAAAUUAUUGCCAUUUUGAUGUAUGUUUUGAUAAAAAAUUUUGCUUCACCGUAUUUUUUAAAUUAAUAUUACAUUUUUUGAUAAUAUAUAUUGUUUUAGCAGAUGCGAGUACUAGACAUUCGAUCUCAUCGAUGACUUCACCGCCAACUCCUAAAUCUGGUAUGUUUUGCCAUUUUAUGAAUUUAUAAAUUUUUUGCCAUUUUUAGUUUUUGAAAGAACGUUUUUGUUAUUUUAUGUUUUGUAAAGACAUUUUUUGCUAUUUUAAUGAUUUUUAAAGAAAGGUUUUGCCAUUAUGCGUUUUGGAAGGAAUCUUAUAUUCUCCUAUUUUUAGUCACCUUAUUCCCAGCCUUCACCAACGGCAAUAACAAGCCCGGCCCCUUAAUGUACGUGGAUCCCCUAACAUACGAUGACCCAGCAAAGGCCUUGGCAGACUUUGCUAAUGAAAUACCACGCGAUAUGGUGGAAGUGACAAGAACAAUCGGCUCAGGACACUUUGGAGAAGUUUGUUGUGGUCGAUUGAGAAUGGAGUCGAAUUACUGCAACAUUACCAACAUGGUACAACAAAUCGUAGCCGUCAAAAUGCUGCAUUCGGAUGUUUCAAGAAAGGCACGACUUGAUUUUCUGAUAGAAGCCUCGAUUAUGGGCCAAUUUGAUCACGAAAAUGUUGUCCAUCUUGUUGGGGUUACGACCAAAACAGAGCCAGUAAUGAUCAUCACUGAGUACAUGUUGAAUGGGUCCUUGGACAAGUUUUUGAAGGCAAAUGAUAAUGGAAGGUUGUCUAUGGCGCAGCUGGUGAAAAUGAUGCAUGAUAUUGCGUCAGGGAUGAGGUACCUAGUCAGCAAGGGUUUUGUGCACAGGGUAAGGGUAAUAUAAUGAUUUUUGAUGGUUUAAAUUGAUUUUUUGAUUUGAAAUAGAUUAAACAGGAUUUUAGUGAGGAAAGUCUUGUGGUAUAAGUAGUUUUAGGUUUUUUAAAAUUUUUAAAUUUAAAUUUUAAAAAAUGAAUUUUUGGUUUAUUCAUAUUUGGACAUUCUGGUACUUAUUCUAAAAUUUUCAGGAUUUGGCCGCAAGAAACGUCCUAGUAGACGACCGUCUAACCUGCAAGAUUGCCGACUUUGGCCUGAGCCGCAAAGUCCGGUCGAAAGAUGACCGUGAAUACACAACCACCGGCGGCAAGAUCCCGGUACGAUGGACGGCUCCAGAAUGCAUCGCUCAUCACAAAUUCACAUCGGCUUCAGAUGUGUGGAGCUAUGGCAUCGUAAUGUGGGAGGUCUGCUCAUUUGGAGAACGACCAUACUACGACUGGUCUAAUGCAAGAGUGAUUGAAGAGAUCAAGGCUGGAUUCAGACUGCCAAAACCAAUGGACACGCCAGAUAGGAUUUAUGAAAUGAUGAAGAAGUGCUGGAACCAUCAAAGGCAUGAACGGCCCAGUUUUGGGGAUUUGACUACAGAAUUGAUCAGUAUCAAACAGGAACUUCAUGAAUCAUACGGAAGGGACAGGUAUUAACUUGAAUUCUUUACUUUUUCACUAUUUUUGGGGCGUUUGGGCUAGAUUUUGUGACUUUUUUUUGGUUUUUGGGUACUUUAGCUUGUUCUUGACACGUUUUACCUCCAUAUUCAGAAAUUUUACCCUAUUUAAUAAAAUUUUUUAUAAAAGAGUCUAAAUUACUUUUUUUUUAUUAAAACGAAUUUAAAUCUUGUGAUUUUGAAACUAUUUUUCUGAAUUUUGUGAAUAUUUUUUAACUCCUGUAUAUAUUGUUGUAUGUAUUCUAGUUUACAAUGUAAAUAAACUGUCAUUUACUACCAGUAUUAUUGAUGUUUUUGUUUUACAGAAGCCUCGGUGACAUCAGCUCUCCAGACACACCCAACACUCCAACCUCAAAACAUUUCUACGACUUGUAG